CAGCAGUCGACAAUUCAUUCUGGGGGAAAAGGAGAACAGUUAAACGGCACAUUAUGAUGGAGCAAGACUGCGGCUCUCAUUCGUGACAUCCAUCCAUCCAAACCCACCCCCCAAGACCAGCAAGCGAAACAGAGCGAGGACAAAUCGAACAUCAGAUAGAUGCGUGGCUGAGACACGCAAUGGCCAAGUGAGUGAGUGAGUGAGUGAGUCAGACACCCUCAAGAUUCUCCCCCCAUAUCCAUCCAUCCAUCAGCACAGGCAGGGCAGGCUCAUCUGCCGAUGCAGCCGCCGUGAGCCCUGUGAGGGCUCUGAGGCUUCGUUCGACAGACCGUAGGAAACGGGCAGCGGCUGCAUUGCUCGUGAUGCUCGGCUGCUCGGCGUCAUGCUCAGCCGCACCGUGCGCGACGACGACCCGAAUCCGCCGCACAUGCGGGGCACAAACAUGAAUGCGCACCGCGUGCAGGGAAACGAGGGGGACCUUGCCAGGGAUGAGGAUGAGCCGUCUCGUGGAGACAACAGAUGGUCCUCCUCCUCUGCCGUGAGGGGCAGAAUGGAUCUCUUGCGCGGCGGACGAGACACACGGCUGAUCACGGCCUGGGCUCCCACCAUCAAGGCGGUACCCAGCCGUCUGCCGAGCCAUUGGAGGGCGACGCGCAGCCACGUGAGGGCGACGAUGAUGGCAUAGGGGAGGUGCCAGUCGAAGACGACCACCUCGUCGCUGAUUUCUCUCUUGCAGAACGGACAGAGAAGCGACGGAAUCGGCGGACGCUCCCAAAACGAUCUCUGUUGGUUGAUGCCAGCCAGAGACACCCACAAACGAGCAGAUACCUCACGUGUCUCAUGUGUCUCAUGUGUCUCUUCUCAUUGCUGAACUCCCCAGUAAGGCGCACCUGACUGAUGAAUAAGAAACACUUGAGGUGGAUGGGAUGGAGGCGGCAGGAUGCGUGGCCCGUGGGGGGGAUAACCUUGGUGUGCCACCAGCGGAACUCCAUGAGGCAGAUGGGGCAGUCGUCGGUCUCUAUCCGCUUGGAUGGCGAGUAGGAGGGAGGAGUGGGCCGCUCGAAGGCCAGGAAUGUGCAGCCGAGCAGAUACAGGGGGCACAGCAGAGCUAAGGCAAACUGGAGAUGGAACAGAGCAUCCCACAACAGGAACGAACCCAGCCUGCACACAGAGACACGAAGGAAGAGACAGACACGUCAAGCAGACCCAUCCCAGUCAGUACUAUGACAUGGUCUGUCUGUGUGUGAUUCUGUCCAUUCAGCUGUGCCCUCACUCACAGCAAGAGAUUCAAGGUCGUCACAUCACAGUAGGGCCGUUUCCCGCCGUGUAUCUCCUCCCUAGCCACCUCCUCCCAGGCCAUCCAGUAGAGAAACCCAAUCCCCUGAAGCCACACCGUGCACGCCGUCAGGAAUAUCAGCUGCGCCACAAACGCCCUCUGGAAGGCCGCCCCCGCCCUCUCGUCUGCUCUGGCCCUUGUCCUUCGCCACUCGUCAACAGCAUCGAGAACACGCCUCAAGAGCAGAGCGAUGGUUCCGGUGGAGAAGAAAAUGCCAAUGCUCGUGAGGUCACGGAGAAGGAUGUCCCACGAGACGUCAUCUGGCUGAAGAGGGGCAGCGGCUUCGGUGGGCGGAGGGGCGGGCAGGGUGAGGGAGUUGUGGGCCAGGUCAUCAGAGAGGGUGUCUGUCGGGAACGUGUGCAUGAUGCAGAAGCGUUGGAUCCGGCCCCGUUAGUCAAUUCCAGCCCAACAGCUUCAAUCAGU
Vitrella brassicaformis is the source of this 1759-nucleotide messenger RNA. NCBI's taxonomy places the organism in Eukaryota, Vitrellaceae. The record is from the annotation of a GenBank genome assembly.